GCGUGCUCCUGCGUGAUGACGCAGCGCGACAACUGCGGGUCCCGAUUGCUGCAGCCGCUUGUCAGUGUGACGAAGAUUGGCACUCAGGUCGCCGCCCGUCCCCGCUCUAUAAUGCCCCAGUGUUUGCAGCGCCUGCAGUGAGCGAUGGCAGCCCAGCUGGUUUCCAUAGACAAAUACCCGAAGGGAGAGCAGCAGAUGCAAAGCGUGCUGAAGGUGGACGAUCCUGAGCAGAAGUUUCUCGACGGGACCCUGGUGGGCGUGCCCAGUCCAGCGCCUGGCGAACUGCAGACCCCCAUGGACGCAGAUAAAGCUUCUAUAUAUCGCCACCCUCUGUUCCCUCUGCUGGCGCUGCUGUUCGAGAAGUGCGAGCAGUCCACGCUCAGCUCCGACUGCAUCACCUCGGCCAGCUUCGAUGUGGACAUCGAGAACUUCGUCCGCUGUCAGGAGAAGGAAGGGAAGCCGUUCUUCAGUGAGGACCCUGAACUCGACAACUUGAUGGUGAAAGCCAUCCAGGUGCUGCGGAUCCACCUGCUGGAGCUGGAGAAGGUGAGCGACCUGUGCAAGGACUUCUGCAGCCGCUACAUCGCCUGCCUGAAGACCAAGAUGAACAGCGAGACCCUGCUGAGUGCAGAUCCAGGAAGCCCGUACUCCCCCGCACUGGGCCAGCCCCAGAACUUCUCCCCCACCAAGACUCAGGUGUGCACUACCCCCAGCUCCAUCUCAGGCACCAUCAGCCCCCAGGGUCAGAUUGUGGUGCCUGCCUCAGCCCUGCAGCAAGGAAACGUCACGGUCACAGCCGUCAACCCCACCCAGGUGGUCACAGGAGGAACCGUUUACCAACCGGUGACCGUCGUCACUCCCCAGGGCCAGAUGAUGACCCAGGCUCUGUCACCCGGGACAAUACGCGUCCAGAACAAUCAGCUUCAGCUUCAGUUCCACCAGGACCUGAACCUUUUCAAUCACGAUGACAACUCAACCAAGAACAAACGUGGCGUUCUGCCCAAACACGCCACCAACGUCAUGCGCUCCUGGCUCUUCCAGCACAUUGGGCAUCCGUAUCCAACAGAGGAUGAGAAGAAACAGAUUGCGACGCAGACCAACCUGACCCUUCUGCAGGUCAACAACUGGUUUAUAAACGCACGGAGACGGAUUCUGCAGCCGAUGUUGGACGCCAGCUCCUCCGAGGCUCCCAAAACCAAGAAGAAGACGCCACAGAACCGACCGCUGCAGCGCUUCUGGCCGGACUCCAUCGCAACGGGAGGAGGCGCGCAGCAGCAGGUCACCAUGCCCGACGGUACGCUGGUGACGAUGAACAUGGAAGGGCUGCAGAGCCUGACCUCAGACGGAGCCACGCUGGCGGUGCAGCAGGUGAUGCUGGGGGGCCACAGCGAGGACGAGUCGGAGGAGAGCAUAGACGAAGACGACGACGCGGACAUGGCCGGGCUGGGCCUGGACAACAGCGACUCGUUGCAGUAGGACGUCCUUCGUCACACGUGCAUGAAGUGUUGAAGCGGAUCUCCUCGGUGAAGAUGCGUUGGGUUCUCAUUGAGCACAAACGUUCAGGACGUCGUCCACGGCCGUCCUGCUCUCUUCCAACCUGCAGUCUGCGGAGUUUCACUUCCCAAACUGUUUUAUAACGAGUUUAUUCAUGUAGGUGAGUGCACUUUUUGUAUAUUUAAGCCCCAGAAACCAUGAAAUAGAAGAAAAAGAUGUGUUGAGAACACCACAACGUCUGUUCUGUUAUUAUCCACCGAUAGUUUUGAUCUGUUCCCCGUCCGUUCAGAUUUUAUUUUGGAUGCCAGCGUUUGAGAGCUGUAUAUGUAACGGAUUGUCUUCACCUUUUGCAUGCCUGUGUUUUGAGUAGACGUGCACACUCUUCCAGUGGACUCCACGUCCUGACGGAGGCCUCCAGGCCGCCGCAGGGCUCGGGUGGAGACAGAAACGUAGAGAUGCUUAUUUUUCUAUACGAACAUGAAAUGAGUGUUGUUUCUUUUUGUGCUCAGUUUUGUAAGGAAUAUUUCUGUACAGAUUCCUAAUUAAAACAAGCGGCCCUGUUUUUCAGGGUUCCUUUGAAGUUUUUUUAAAAACGGCUAAAGAAGUCAAGCUAUUUAAAUUGGUUUUAAACUUGUCGUACCACCAAGGUCAAAACUUGUUCUUUUAUAAAGACUUCUUGGCAGGAAGCACAAACGUCUGAGCCGCGAUGAAAUUGGCCAAGAAGACACUAAACUGCAGAAUGCUGUUUGUAAAGCUUGUGAAUAGUUUCACUUUGUGUGCCGACGCCUGGCCGUGCCCCGAGGAGACGACCCGACCGGUCGCGUGCAGCGCACCUCAAAUCAUUUCAUCUCGACGCACAAUCCAGAACACUAUGCUAACAACACAAUCACGCUCCAGAGUGGACUACAUCACAGACAGGAAGCAACGGACACUUUGCACACAUCCGGUUUUUAUUGUUCUGUACAUAACGUGUCGCUGUGGAGCGGGACCCGGUGUUCAUGGACCUGCAUGAAGCUCCGCCCACCGCCACAGACAUAAAUGUAGUGAAAGAUGUGAACUCUCAUCAGAUGUUUUUAUCGCACAAAUCGGGGGGCCUGUUGUUGAACUCUGUCAUGUUGGACAGCAGUGAUCUGGUUUGUGUCCCUCCUGAGACUUCUUGUUUUUUGAUGUGGCCUCGCAGAGCUUCGUUCUUCACUUGGGUUUGUCUUGCUUUUUAUGAAGCGUUGUUCACGUUCUCUCGUCUGUUUUGCCUUAGAGCUUUAUAUUUUGGAAUAAACGAUG
Molecule: messenger RNA, 2775 nt
Organism: Nematolebias whitei (Rio pearlfish)
Lineage: Eukaryota; Metazoa; Chordata; Actinopteri; Cyprinodontiformes; Rivulidae
Gene: pknox1.1
Product: pbx/knotted 1 homeobox 1.1
Exons: 11
Coding region: 145-1476 (443 amino acids)
Biological process (GO): regulation of transcription by RNA polymerase II; angiogenesis
Molecular function (GO): RNA polymerase II cis-regulatory region sequence-specific DNA binding; DNA-binding transcription factor activity, RNA polymerase II-specific
Source: RefSeq, a predicted model, not a curated record